AUUUUAGAAUUAGAGCCCAAGACAGAGAACUGAAAAUUCACCUUCGUUCUCCAAUAUAUAUAUAUAUUCUCCGAGAGAGAGAGAGAGAGUUAACGGCGAUAAUGGCGUCAUCGUCAAGCAGUGGCUUGACAUUCAAGCUUCAUCCAUUAGUAAUACUCAACAUAUCAGAUCACUACACACGUGUCAAAUCCCAGUCUCAGCCUCCUUCAUCCAACGGUGCAGAUUCACCUUCCGUACCGCCACCUAGGGUUUUCGGUUGUGUUAUCGGUGUACAAAGUGGCCGUAAUGUUGAGAUCUUCAACAGUUUUGAACUGUUAUAUGAUCCCGUUACUCAUUCUCUUGACCGUGCUUUCCUCGAAAAAAAACAGGAACUCUAUAAGAAGGUUUUCCCUAACUUUUAUGUACUGGGAUGGUAUUCAUCGGGGAGUGAUGCACAAGAAUCGGAUAUGCAUAUUCACAAAGCUUUGAUGGAUAUCAAUGAAAGUCCCGUGUACGUGCUUCUCAAUCCUUCCAUCAAUCAUGCACAGAAGGACCUGCCACUCACUAUCUAUGAAAGUGAGUUGCAUGUCAUUGAUGGCAUCCCACAGCUUAUUUUUGUCCAAGCAAGCUACCAGAUAGAGACUGUUGAAGCUGAACGGAUUUCUGUUGAUCAUGUUGCUCAUCUUAAACCAUCUGAUGGAGGUUCUGCUGCAACUCAGUUGGCUGCCCACCUCACUGGCAUACAUAGUGCCAUUAAGAUGCUGAAUAGCAGAAUCAGAGUGCUACAUCACUAUCUGCUUGCAAUGCAAAAAGGUGACAUCCCUUGUGAGAAUUCACUUUUGAGGCAGGUCUCUAGUCUGUUAAGAAGAUUACCAGCUAUCGAGUCGGAGAAAUUUAAAGAUGAUUUCUUGAUGGAGUAUAAUGACACAUUAUUAGUUAGUUACCUCGCCAUGUUCACCAACUGCUCUAGUACAAUGAACGAGCUUGUUGACAAAUUCAACACUGCAUAUGACAGGCAUAGUAGGAGGGGCGGACGAACUGCUUUUAUUUGAAAGUUUUUUGUUUUUUUGUUUUUUUUGUUUUUUGGUAGGAAAAGGUUUUUAUAUUACUACUAAAUAGUCAUUACAUUGCUGAUGUUGAUAUUUGCCUAUUUUGGCAAGGAUAUUACAAGUACUAAGAGGAUCCUUAGGACUACAAGUUGAUCAAUUUCUGCCUUUGAAGAUCCUUCCUUUGCCAAAAUGUGGGCUACGUUGUUGCCUUCCCGGAAACUAUGCCGGAUCUGGGGAUUCCCAAGUUCCUUCAGCCAAGACCUGCGUGUUGUAUUGAGGAACAUUGUUUUGUCGUAGUAAAUUAAUUACCUCAGUGGAAUCCGCUUCAA
This is a messenger RNA of Lycium ferocissimum, 1357 nucleotides long. RefSeq names its product COP9 signalosome complex subunit 6a-like. Lineage: Eukaryota; Viridiplantae; Streptophyta; Magnoliopsida; Solanales; Solanaceae. The transcript has 9 exons. The coding region runs from base 102 to 1031 and encodes 309 amino acids. The record is from RefSeq and is a predicted model, not a curated record. Gene Ontology annotation, molecular function: protein binding; metallopeptidase activity. Gene Ontology annotation, biological process: protein deneddylation. Gene Ontology annotation, cellular component: COP9 signalosome.